CGUACGGUCGCGCACGGUUGCACGGAAUAACCGUGGUUUUCGUUCCGCGAACCGUUCCAAGUGCGAUCUCGCCUCUCGGUGACGUUCGAAAAGCCUUUCAGCACGGCCAUGUUUGCCAAGAACGGGUAUUUCUCGUCGGAAAUCCGCGUUGUUCGCUAACGAGCACGUAGCGUUCCGUCUACCUCGCGAUCCGCUCGUCCCUCGUUUCGUAUCUCCGCACGUUAACCAUCCGGAGGAUACGAGGUUAACCAUGUCGCAAAGAACGGGAUACAACAUCGUUAGGAAGCGGUCUCUGCGCGACAGAAGAGUUAGAAAAGACUCGCGAUGGAUCAGUUGGGAGAGGGACAGGCAGUCGUGGUUGGGAAUGCUGGGGGGACCGUCCAGGUAGUUCAAAUGGGCCAAGGGGGUCAGGCGAUGAUGUUGCCGCAGGCUAUACAAGUAGCUGCGCCUAACGGACAGAUACAAGUGGUGCCGGUGUCUAGUUUAACCAGUACGGGCCAGCAGAUCGUGAUACAGCAACCGCAAACGCCGCAGAUCAUACAAACACCGGAUGGGCAAACGUAUAUUUAUCAGCCGGUUCAAUUGGAGGGGCAAGUUCAACAGGCGCAACCUACAGUAAUUAAUAUCAAUGGAAAUCUUAUGCAAAUCGCUGGUACGACGUCGCAGACUACCACCACUGCUGCGACUACGACACCGGUGCAGCCUUUGGCUAGCCCUACGGCAGCAGCAUCUCAGGCAGGAAACGUUGUCAUGAUGGUCCCUGGAAACAGUGGGCAGACACAGUUCCAAAGGGUAGCGUUGCCAAAUGCUGAAGUUUUCGAAGAAGAACCGCUGUACGUAAAUGCUAAACAGUAUAGGCGCAUAUUGAAACGUCGUCAGGCUCGUGCUAAACUAGAAGCAGAAGGAAAAAUACCGAAAGAGAGACCCAAAUACCUGCACGAAUCCCGUCAUCGGCAUGCAAUGAACAGAAUUCGUGGCGAAGGCGGUCGUUUCCAUUCCGGCCAGGUAAAGAAGCGAAAUAGAACGAAUGAAAACUCCAUGAUUACCCAGCACAUCGCGUCAUCGACCAGCACCAACACCGUUCGUACUAUAGCGAUCGCGGCAGCGAACGUGGGUGUACAGUACCACGACACAGACAACAUGGCCUCCACGAUCGUCAUCGAGAAACCAGGUAUACCACUUCAGGAUAUGAUCUCUGAGGAUGAUAUUGUUACCUCGAACAAUCGUUUAAUGUAGAUAGAUAAAUUGGACGGAGUGUUGUAAUAAGUGAAAAAGGGAAAAUGUGUCUGUGACGAAAUCCUGCUUUACGUAAUCAUUCGAAAGACAUUUUGUAAAUAAUAUCUUGAUAGGAGGUUCAGUGCAGGUAGAAUUUUUAUGGACAAGAAGCCGCGAAGAGUUAUCAAGGUUGUAUAUAAUACGUUUGUAAAAGUUGUUUAAGUCGUAUAUUUUUUUAAUUUCUCUUUGCGUGUAGCCUAACACCAUACUUGAUAAUAUUAUUGCGUAGCGUCAUUGUCGCGAUACAACGGAAAAAAUUGAAUUGAAAUUUGUAAAACGGUAUAUCGCAAUUUAAUUAUAUAUAAUUAACAUAGAUAUGUUCUGUACAUAGGAAGGCUUGGCAGUGUAACAUAUCGGAUGUAAGAUUUUUAAUAUUUAUAAAAUUUCAUACGACGUACGUAUCGCUACAUUGGAUCGAGAGACUGAAAACUAUAAUUUAUUUGUUACGUGCUGGGUACCAUUUGUAGAAUAGAUUUUAUAAACGAAUUAAUCUUAACCUUCCAUUGUAACGAUGAACUAUGAUGCUGAGUGUGCGCGUCCGCCGAUAAGACUUUUUGUACAAUUUUGAGUGCUAGUACAAUUAAUUUAGUCUAAUGGAAAGCUUUAUGGAAGAUAGAUUAUUGUUAAGGAUAUAUUGUAAGGAAGUUGCUUAUUUUAUGCAGUGGCUUAUUGUAAAUAACGUAUCUAAUCUCGAGGUGUUGAUAUUUUGGUCGAUCGGUGUGUAACGUUUAUUACUUUUAACACUUUACCGACCGGUAACCGUCGGUCGGUAAAGAAGUUUAUUAAUACGCCAUCGGUCGGUAAAACAGCCGAUUGAUAGGCUAUCGGCCGGUAAUGUGUUGAGUAGCUAUCGAAAUCUCUCAAAAUUUAUAAGUGAAUCUUCUUUUAUGUAAAAUAUAGCAGAUGUUCACAGAUUUUUGAAGUUUCAUUUUGAAAUUUAUAAAAACAAUACAUGUUGCACGUUUCUAAAAUUAGAAAAAGGUUAGAUUCUUGUGAAAUCGAAAACUUGUGAACAUUUCGAUGUAUUCCACGCAAUCGAAUAUAGUACCUUUCACAAAUGGUCGGGCAAAGAAAGAAGACGUUUAUUUGGUCAAAGCCGGGCUUGUAAAUAAUUGUAAAAUUAUAAAUGUAAGAUUCGAAAUAUAUUGCAGUGUCCCCCAGUGUGGACGCGAAGAAUUGUAAGAUAAUAGUUAAGUCUGGUGAGAAUAGGAAAUAAUAUAUUUGUAACGGAACUAAGUAUGCGUAAGCAGAACAACAAUCCUUUGUUCCUUUCGCCUACAAUUUAAUACUCAUUUUCCAUUAAAUCUUUCUGAAAAUGGGUGCGUUGGGGAUUUUUCUUUUUAGAAUUUCUUAUCGUCGUAUUCACUUCGAAGGUGAAUCAAAAUAUGUUGGACGGAUGGGCAAUUUUCUUUUCUGUUAAAACUUUGGAGCGUUCGGACAGUGGGCCUGGCGUAUAUAUUUGGUUCGAUUGGUAACGGUGCUCCCAACAGACACUCUUCUAUUAUUUUAUUACCCGUAGCAUCAAUUGUGGCAUCGUACUCUGUGUCACCGGUUCUGAAAGAGCGAACGAUUCUCAAAUGCAUUAAUUUAUGAAUGAUUAGAACCAGACUGCGGAAAUGCAUUUGUGGGUAAUUUUAAUCGUCAAGAAACUACAGAACGCAUUUAAUAUGCAAAAACAUGAGAAAUACUUAAAGUAAGAAUACGAAUUAUUAUUUUUAGGCUCUGCGAAGCUUUUGUUUCAUUAAUUCUAUUAAUUUUGUAUAAAGAUCCGCAGUCUAAUUGUAACAAACGUUGCGAAAGCUACGUGGUAAAGAUGUUUCUAUAAAAAUUCCUGUAGAAAACAAAACAUUCUAUAAAAGUGAAAGGAAUAGUAUUAUUAUCAAACGUUAUUUACAAUACACUGCUCAAAAUAAUUCGAAGAUCGCAUAGUUUUGUUAUUAAAUGAAUAUCAUGAAAGUUUCAACAUGCCCGAUACGAGUGAAACGUUUAGCAAGAAUGAAUUAAUUAAAGUAAUCGACAGAUCAAUUUUCUGGACAAUUCAGGAGAACG
This is a messenger RNA of Colletes gigas, 3324 nucleotides long. RefSeq names its product nuclear transcription factor Y subunit alpha (gene Nf-YA). The transcript has 7 exons. Gene Ontology annotation, biological process: regulation of transcription by RNA polymerase II. Gene Ontology annotation, molecular function: DNA-binding transcription factor activity, RNA polymerase II-specific; RNA polymerase II cis-regulatory region sequence-specific DNA binding. The record is from RefSeq and is a predicted model, not a curated record. NCBI's taxonomy places the organism in Eukaryota, Metazoa, Arthropoda, Insecta, Hymenoptera, Colletidae. Gene Ontology annotation, cellular component: CCAAT-binding factor complex. The coding region runs from base 325 to 1236 and encodes 303 amino acids.